This is a messenger RNA of Botrytis porri, 594 nucleotides long. RefSeq lists its product as uncharacterized. NCBI's taxonomy places the organism in Eukaryota, Fungi, Ascomycota, Leotiomycetes, Helotiales, Sclerotiniaceae. Bases 1 to 594 code for a protein of 197 amino acids. The transcript is spliced from 3 exons. The record is from RefSeq and is a predicted model, not a curated record.
AUGGCUAUCACCGAAAGAGUUAUCCUAUCUGUUAGCGGAGGAGUUGAAGAAUGGAAAGACGGCCUCAAAUUCAUGCUUCAAACAUUGAAGACUCAAGAAGGUUAUCUUCGCACUCGCUGGGGACCCCACAGCGAAGAUCAACAAAAACUCGAGCUUCUCAUCGGUUGGGAAUCUACUGAAGCUUUCACCAAAUUUCAGGCAACCCCCGCCUUCCAAGACCUGCUCGCCCAAGUUAAACCCCACCUCACCGCUCCCCCAAACCUAACCCUCAUCGAAUUCAAACCCUACGCCCCCAAAGAAGUCAUCGACGCCCACUUCGUCCAAAUGCUCACCAUCGAACAAGGCGUCUCCUCCGAAGACGAUCUCCGCGCUCAAAUCACCAAGUUCAAAGAUCUAGAAGGCUGCACCGGGGUUGCAUCAGGUCUUUCCAAAGAUGAUGUGGAUGGAAAGGGAAAAUUGUUUGUAGCGGCCGUGGGAUGGGAAAGUUUAGAAGCGAGCGAGAAGGCGAGGGAUAGUAAGGUUGUCGUGCUUAGUGGGGCGGAGAGUCACCACGUGAACUUUAGAUUCCCGAUUAAGGGCUUCCGUGGGUUGUGA